AUGUCAACGCCUGCGCAGGUGCUUCAAGACGUGGAUUUUGACAAACGUCUUGCUGAUAUAAAAGCGCGUCUUCCUGAUACGUUGAAACUAGCUCAGAAUGGUUCAUUGGCCAAGCGAAACCAGAUUAAACGCAAACUUUAUCACGAUAGUGAGCUCAUUCGCAUUGAGCUAGAGGAGCGUAUGAAUGUGCUUGGUAUUGAAAGCCAAUGGAUGACAGCAAUGGAAAUGAAACAAGCAAAUAUACAGCUUGAUAUCAUACGUAAAGAGCUAAAGCUGGAUGUAUUACCGGAUAGUUCAUCGCUCUUUGAAAAGUUAUACAUGGUCAUUCGAAUGCUUACGAUGGUGUUAGUCCUUGUGGGCUGGUUAAGUUAUGUGAUAGUACUCAUACCAUUAAAGUUAUUUACUCCAGUGCUUAAGCAAAUGGGUGUUAAGACGAAUUAUCUUCCAAUGGAUAUUGUUUCUUGGGGUACAGCAGCAAUGGUUUGUGUCACAGCCUGUACAGACGUUAAAGUCGAAGGAAGAGAACACUUGUUCAAUUUAAAAGACUCGGUGGUCUGUAUGUUUAGCCACUCGUCAAACCUUGAUGGGUUCAUUGUAAACGGAUCAUCACCUAUCGCGUUCAAGUUUGCGGCAAAGAAAAGUCUCUUUUUAAUACCGUUUCUAGGCUGGUCGUCCCGCUGGGGUUUUGACUUUGUCGCCAUUGAUCGGUCUCGUCGCUCGUCAGCGCUAAAGAGUCUUAAAGAGUUGGCAGUGUCGGUGAACGAACGUGGCAACUCUGUCUGCAUCUCCCCUGAGGGUACACGCUCGAGGGACGGCCUGCUACAAGAGUUCAAGAAAGGGCCAUUUUAUCUACGCGAGGAUACAAAGAAGAAUGUGUUGCCGUCCAUUGUGUUUGGCGCGUACGAGCUGUGGCCGCCUGGACGCCUAUUUAGCAUCCCCGGACAUACGUUGGUGCGCUACUUGCCAGAGUUCAAGCCGGAUCCAAACUUGAACCGAAACCAGAACCGUCUCGCACUGCGUCGCAUCUACCUCAAGGCCUUCACAGAGGAUGUUCCAGACUACAUUGGCACUCGCGUUGGCACCAACUUUAUCCUGAAGAACAUGUUCUAUCACUACCUUGCGUGGUCAAUCACGUUCAAAGUGACGUCGUGGGCUUUUACGGCAAUUGGUCUUGUCUGUUUCUAUUUGAACAUCACGUACGGCACGUUCAUGCUCUUCUCGCUGGUAAUGAUGGUCGGGGGUGAAGCCCUCAUGUUCUUCACCUGCUAA
Peronospora belbahrii is the source of this 1269-nucleotide messenger RNA. The record is from the annotation of a GenBank genome assembly. NCBI's taxonomy places the organism in Eukaryota, Oomycota, Peronosporomycetes, Peronosporales, Peronosporaceae.